Messenger RNA from Argiope bruennichi, 2940 nucleotides. RefSeq lists its product as uncharacterized. Bases 265 to 2883 code for a protein of 872 amino acids. Gene Ontology annotation, biological process: pseudouridine synthesis. NCBI's taxonomy places the organism in Eukaryota, Metazoa, Arthropoda, Arachnida, Araneae, Araneidae. Gene Ontology annotation, molecular function: pseudouridine synthase activity; RNA binding. The record is from RefSeq and is a predicted model, not a curated record. The transcript is spliced from 9 exons.
GUUUACAUGUGAAGGGACAUGCGUAUUUUUAAUUUUCGGAUGGAGUGUGCAGAUCAUAUUUCAUAAACUAAUUAUGAAAUUAAUUUUCAAAUUAUUUUAAGAGUUUUUGAAAUUUCGCCAGUUCUGUACUUAAGAUUCUUAUUUAAGUGUUCAGUGAAAUAUGUUUCUAUAACUUAAAAUAUUCUUUUUCCGGUCCAAGAUUUAGUGAAUAUUUUAAGAUGUACGUUUAAAGAUUAUAUUCUUUUGAUUUUAAAAGUGAAAUAUAUGAUUAUGUUUCUUCGACCGAAAGAAUCUUUGCGUCUUUCUAUAUAUUCUAUGAGGAGAUGCAUAGGAUUUUCGAACAGUAAAAACUUUCAUUCAACACAGUGCGCAUAUCUUCGAAAAGUUUCAUCCAACCGGAGAAAAACAGCCGAUGUAUGCGAAUUUGAAAAUAGCUCAUCUGUAGCUGGGGAAUUUUCUGUCAGCGAACAACCUAAAAAAAUAAAUAAUAAUUUUUUUGGAAUUGAAAGCGACGAAGGUGUAAUUGAAAUUAAUGAUAAACCUUCAUUAAAUAAUAAUGUAUCUAGACAAUUAUUCAAAAAUGUAGAACAAGAAAAAUUCAUUUCCACAACAUUUGGUACUGUUCGUUAUGAUUCCGAGAAUAAGCCUAAAUACCAUGGUCAAUUAGAAAAAGAAAAAAUAUUGAUCAGUUCUGCUGUAGAAAAAGAUAAAAUUCAUGACCUCAAUCAAACCCUACUUAGUAAAAAUUCUGUACAAAACUGUAGUUUUUUAUCAAAUACACAGGAAAGUUCCAAAAGAACUACUGAUGUUCUGGAUAGAAAUUUGAAAUCUGAAUUGCCUAGCAGUAGCCAUGUAGAUGAAUUAUAUUUUCCUGAAUCGUAUACUGUUAAUGAGAAUAAUACUACUGUUGGAUUAGAAAAUUCAUCUUCUUGUUCUAAAGAAGAAAAAUCUAAUUUUAUUGAAGAAUCAUAUUUUACUCAUAAAAUGAACUCUGAUACUAUUUUUCAAAAUACUGAUAUUACUUCUGAAGCUAUUAAGUCAACAGAAUGUAAUGUAAAACAAGCCACAUCAGAAGUUGAGAGUUCACCAUUUUUGUCUUUUGAUAAUAAAUCUAAUUUUAUUGAAGAAUGUUAUUUUAAUGAUAAGAUCACUGAUGAAACUGUUAUUAAAAAUAGUGAUAUGAGAGAAAAUAUGAACACUGAUGAAAAUCACUCCAUUCUUAUUCAUAAUAAGUGUAUUUCAGAUGAUAAACAAUCAAGUUAUAUUGAUGAUUCUUAUUUCAAUAGUAUUUGUGAUGGUAACUUUAAAAAUGUUCACAAGAAGUUUCAGUCUGUAACAAAAGUUGUUGAUACAGUAGAAGAAAAAUCUAAUAAAGAAAAUUCAAUGGCAUCGGAUGCUCAAAAUAAGGUACUUAAGAAAAAUUUAUUAAUUAAUGAAUCUGAAGUUGGUAUGACAGAUUCCCAGGUUACUUCCAAAGAGGUAAAAUUUAGCACUAAAGGUAUAUUUAAUUCCCAGGAAACUGAAACAAAUAUGAAAACUUUAUAUAAUCUAGAUAAAAAUAUUGAAAAUCUUUAUACUAAUGAAAAUAGUGUAAAAUUAUCUUCUGAAUUUAUUAAUCCAAAUUUAGAAGAAUUAGAGGAUUACAAUAAAUUUAUAUCAAGGACAACACAUUUAUCUAAAAUGAAAAAUAAUUUUUCUUUUCAAAGUAAAGAAUUUCUUAAAAAAAGCAGAUUAAUAAAUUCAAAAAGUUAUUCUAGUGAAAAGAAGUUGAGAUCAUUUCAAAGAAAAUUAGAUGAAACUGACUCAAUUGAAGAAACUCAUCAUAAGGAAGAGCAGCUCGAAAGUUCACAAGAAAUGCAUGAUAUAAAAGUUAAGAAAGAAGCAUGUUUUGAAAAUUUAAAUGCAAAUGACCAGCCUGAAUCAGCUUAUCAUUUUGUGAAAAAAUUAAGAAGUGCAAAAAAGAAGUUAGUUCCUGAAUUAAUUAAUGGAAAGUUUAUACAGAAAACUGAGCAGUAUGACAGCAAAGGAUUUAGAAUUUUGAAAAAUCAGGUUCCAGACUUGAAAUACUAUACCAGAGAUGAGAUUUUGGAGCUUUUAAUUAAAAAUGUUCUUUAUUCUGAUGAUGAUCUUGUUGUUUUGAAUAAGCCAUACAACUUAGUGAUGCAUGAAUCAAAAACUGUUAAAGAUCCUUGCUUAUCUCAGUAUUUAGAUGAUUUAGCUGCAGAGUUGGAUAAAAAAACAUAUAAACCUAAACUAAUAACUGUCCAUAGAUUAGACAAAGAAACAUCUGGUUGUCUUUUGCUUGCAAGGAAUGAAAUUUCUGCUCAAAGAUUACUAUCAUUCUUUUCUCAAAGGAAAAUAAUUAAAACAUAUUGGAUUGUAACUAUUAAAGUGCCUAAUCCCUUAGAAGGUGUUAUUGAUAUGCCAAUUUCUGAAGGUUCUAUUAAUGGUAGAGCUAGAAUGGUAUUGCACCCUGAUUUGCCAAAAGAUGUUUCCUAUCAAAAUCACUCUAAGUCUGGUAAAAGAGCUGUGACUCAUUAUAAAGUUAUUUCUGAAUCUGGCAAUGCUGCUCUUGUGGAGGCAAAACCAGAAACAGGAAUCAAGCAUCAAAUCAGAGUGCACUUUGGGUUUGGGCUCUCUUGUCCUAUUCUAGGAGACCAUAAGUAUUCUCAUUUAGAUAAAUUAGCACCACAGAAGCUUCAGUCUGACCUUCUACAGAAAUUACAUGUUAGACAGAGUAAAGUACGCCAUAUUCCAAUGCAUAUAUAUGCUAGAAGCAUACUUAUACCUCAGUACAGAGAUGGAAGGAAUCUUUUUGUAAUGGCUCCAAUGCCAAUACAUAUGAGCAAGAAUUUACAAAGGUUGAAAUUUAAGAAAAAAUAAUGUUUUGAAAAAUCUAGGAUUAUUAAUGUACAAAUUAAUAAACAUGUAUUUAUUUUA